UUGUCCUGUUGUAUGGAGAACGGAGCUGUGAGCCGGACGGACAGGAGUCACACACCGGGUCGGAUCCGCAUCACAGGGACUCACUGCACACUGUAGAUCUCAAGGUGGAGCCUGAUCUCAAGGAGACCUGGAAACCUGCUGGUACUGGACUUUAUAGAAUACGGGGUGUUUUAAGUUGAAUAUUUAUUUAACCUGCAGUUUGGGUGUAGCUUGUGGGGCAAGUUUCCUCUGCACUUUGUGACGGGACAAAGGAUAACACCGAUCUGUGUGCUGCGUUCAGUGACGCAUAUUAUUAUAAGAUAGGGCUGGAUUCUCUGUUUAACUCAUGCAUUUUGGAUUUAAUAGACAGAUCUCUGCUGUGUGAGGCUGUUUUGUUGUUAUAUUAGCAUAGUAGGAGUAUAUGUUCACACAAUAGCAGCAGCAGCUUGCUAGUAGCAGGGGAUAGUCAGCAGAGCAUUGAUCGCAGUGCUGAGCUCCCAGCUUUGACCAAUCCGGUUAAAUUUAGUUUACUCAGGAAAAUGAUGCGGAUGCCUAAAGGCGUCUCUCCGGCACCGGCUCGGCCAGUGGCGCUGCCCUGCCCUCAGCAGAAGAUGAAGGUUGUGUGCACCGGAGGAGUGAAGACCGAGUUCUUCAGCACCGGACUGUCCAGCCCGCCGAUGAGCUCGGUACCGGCCGGCUACUUCACCCAGAUCUGCAACACCGCCGCGGCCGAACAAAGAGCCAACAGCCUGUACUCAACCCCCCACGGACCAGAGGCUAAACCCAUCAGAUCAUCCUCCGGGCGACUGCCGGCUAAAAGGAAGCUGGAUCUUGAGGACCCUCUUUACAUGCCAGAGUUCCGAACACCAAAAGGCAAAAGCAGCAUCGCAGCCAGGAUACCAAGUCCAAGGACUCCAAAGUCUCCAGGUGAGCGGACGCGGUACGACACCUCCUUGGGCCUGCUGACCAAGAAAUUUGUGGGUCUGAUUGCGGAGUCUCCUGAUGGGGUUCUUGACCUGAACUGGGCCACUGAGGUUCUGGAGGUCCAGAAGAGACGCAUCUAUGACAUCACAAAUGUCCUGGAGGGAGUCCAGCUCAUCCGAAAGAAGUCCAAGAACAACAUCCAGUGGCUGGUUGGGGAUGUAUUUGAGGGUGGUGCAGCUGGAGGAGAGAAGGCCUGCACCCUGAGGAAAGAGCUCGGAGACCUGGAGAGAGUCGAGAGAUCUCUGGAUGAGCUGAUCCACUCCAGCACGGCACAGCUCAAACAGCUCACCGAAUAUGAAGAUAAUAAGAGGUUGGGCUAUGUGACGUACCAGGACAUCCGCUCCAUCAGCACUCUACGAGACCAAACAGUCAUUGCCGUCAAGGCCCCUGCUGACACCAAACUGGAGGUGCCAGACACGGCAGGGCAGGGGUCGUUGCAGAUCUAUUUAAAGAGUAAGAACGGCCCCAUUGAAGUCUACCUGUGUCCAGAGGAGGGUCUUGAAGAUGCUAGCCCGGUUAAAAGCGCCAUCACGCCUAAAAAGGAGUUCCCUCAACCCCUCGGCCCUCCGUCUGCAACCACGAUGGCGCCACCAAGCUACAACAUCAAAGAGGAGCCUGUUGAAUCCAACUUGUCUACAGCAGCUCCAGCCACCUCCUCAGCUGCAGCCUCCACCUCCACCUCUACUCUGCUGGACGUCGAGGGUCUCCUGGGUUUGCCCCCCAGCCUGCUCCAGAUCACAGAGGACCAGCUUCCUUGCGCCUCGUUCCCCCCAGACCCCAACACCCCCUUUGUCAGUUUCUCUCCACCGUUGGACCAUGACGAUUAUUUGUGGAGCCUGGAGGACGGCGAGGGAGUGUCAGAUUUCUUUGACACAUACGACCUUGGAGAUUUGCUGAAGAGCUGAGGCGUAGGUGAAGGAAAGGGGGGGGGAGGGAAUUAGGGGAAAUAUUUAAUUGAAUACCUUCUGCAGGUAGGAAAUAUUACACUAUGAAGCCAUCAGUCGUUGUUUUUACCAUGCCUGUUUUAUGUCAGUGAUUCCAAAGGAGGAGUGACCCCCCUUUGUUUAUUUUAUAUAAGGAAAAAUCAUUUGUACAUAUUCUUGUAAAAAAAAAAAAAAAAAGACCAGUAGGAAACAUUGUUAAAAAAAAAAAAGCAGGGAUCAUUUUGGAUUUUCUGUCACAUUUUCAGAUUGCGCUACAAAUAUUUCAAAAAAUGUUUUAACUCAUACAAACACAUGAGUUAUUGUGCAUAUCAUCCCCAGCAACAAAAAUAAAAUAAAAAAAAUCAGGCAGUGUUUACAGUGUGACAACUCAGGAAUUGUUUUCCCAAAGUCUUAAUGUUUUGUGCCACUCUUUGGCCCGUAGGGGGCAGCCUUGUAUUAUGUCAGCUUUAACUGCCGUGCAGCUUUACAUGAUUCAAUCACUGGAUGAAAUUAAGCUAAAGCCAUCGAGAGUCUAUCUGCUUUCAACACUGACCAAAUUAAACUGUGAACAAUACGUGUCCUCGUAGAUCCACGAGCGUCUGCGGCUCAAACACAACAGUAUUGGGUGAAAUCUGAUUUGCUUCUGUCUGAUCAGGUUUGCUCUCUCCUGCCUUGAGCUUUAUAUUACGUCAGUCUUUGUACCUGUUUGGUGCUACACUGUGUGCCAAAUGUGACAGGCACCCAAUAGUGGACCCAGAUGCAGAGUUAAUGGCUGAUAAUGGGUACUUUUCAAACACAUACACUCACUCUUGUUGGUUCGGCAGCUUUAUUUCACAUCCAGGUGCUCCUCUAUUGAUUAGAGUUUGCUGAUUUUAAUAGAUUUUUUGAUUUAAUACUGUGAAACUAUUGUAUUUCUGAGGAAAUCACCCAAAAUAAGUGGAAUGCAGCAUCUGUGUCGCAGGUGCGGUGGAAGCGAGGGGUUAAUUGAUGUAAUUAAGGUUUAAUUAGAGUAGCGAUUUGCGUUUCCUCUUGUUCAGAAAUGAAUGAAGUCUGUUGAUUUAUCAGCAACAGAAGCAAAAAGGAAUUCGUGUCCUUCAUGUUUAAAUUUAAAGGCCGUGAAUGCUUUCCCACAUGUGGCCGUGCAGCCCGUUUAAAUGUCAGAGACGAGGUCAGAGCAGCUGUGACUUUUAUCUCUUCAGAUUUUUUUUUCCACUUCAAAGCGUUCUAGACAUUUGGAAAUUUGAAUUUAAUGCUGAUGUUUUUUUUGUUUUUUUGGCUUUCCCUCUACACUGCAGAGAUAAGCUAAGUGUCCUGUCCUAACAAAACUUGAAAAGGCGUGUUUGUGUGUGUAUUUGACAGCUUGGGAAAAUGGGUGUCAUUGUGUGUUUGUGUGUGAGUUUUUACAAGGUAGAUUAGAGGAUUUGAAUUCAGAAUUUGUAGUUGUUGGUUUUUUUUUUUUUCAAUGAGCAUUAUUUUCUGGUAUUUGUACAUAAUGAAUUUUGUAUUUAUGCCUAUUUUUAUGAAUUUUUUUCAAAAGUUGAUACUUGCCUUUUUACACGAGGCACGACUGUUUUUCUAUGACAUACGGCACUUAAUAUUUUUGUAAUAUUGUGUGGUCUGUUUGAAAUUAUAAAUAAAUUCUGAAGCCAUGGUUUAC
Molecule: messenger RNA, 3543 nt
Organism: Epinephelus fuscoguttatus (brown-marbled grouper)
Lineage: Eukaryota; Metazoa; Chordata; Actinopteri; Perciformes; Serranidae
Gene: e2f2
Product: E2F transcription factor 2
Exons: 7
Coding region: 519-1868 (449 amino acids)
Biological process (GO): regulation of transcription by RNA polymerase II
Cellular component (GO): RNA polymerase II transcription regulator complex
Molecular function (GO): protein dimerization activity; DNA-binding transcription factor activity, RNA polymerase II-specific; RNA polymerase II cis-regulatory region sequence-specific DNA binding
Source: RefSeq, a predicted model, not a curated record